This is a messenger RNA of Peronospora matthiolae, 1449 nucleotides long. The record is from the annotation of a GenBank genome assembly. NCBI's taxonomy places the organism in Eukaryota, Oomycota, Peronosporomycetes, Peronosporales, Peronosporaceae.
AUGACAAGUCUCGCGGCCAAGACGCCGCGUCUAGUGGUGCCUGGACUCCAGAACCUCGGCAACACGUGCUUCUUCAAUGCGAUUCUACAGGCGCUCGCCUCGCUGUCUAGCGUACACGAGUACCUCGAUCAGAUUGAGCAGCGUGCGCGGAUCACGGAGCGCACAAUCACAUUCACUUGUGCCUUGCGCGACUGUCUCGAUGCGCUCACCCCUAGGGAGGAAAAUGACCAAUCACGUCGAGUCGUUGUCGCGCCACGGAUUUUGAACGCCGAGCUGACGAGCAGAUUAAGCGCUUUUCAGGGCAACAAACAGCAAGACUCGCAAGAGCUGCUUCAGUUUCUAUUCAAGUUGGUGGGCAAUGAGCAGCACCGUUGCUCGGUACAAGACCGUGGAUUGGCUGACUUGGCCGUGACCAAUGCAACGCGGAGCUCGAUUAGCGAUCUCCGUUUAUUGCAAGCUGUCGAUGGACGAAACUGGAACCCGUUGCAGGGCCUUCAAGUGAAUUUGCUGCAGUGUGUCUGCUGCUCUCGCUUCCGGCCUCUCAAGAACCAGCCAUUUAUCGAUGUGUCUCUGUCGCUGGUGGCCCUAGACGAACGAAAGCUCUCGCAUCUCACCGAUGCACUACAAUUGUACACUGAACCAGAAGCUAUCGAUGGAGUGGAGUGUAGCUAUUGCAGCGUGGUGGAACAGCUAAAAGAUACAGAAGAGAAAUAUGCGCGGGAGGAGACGCAUAUGGCACUUGAUCGAGAAAGUGUCAGUAACGAGUCAGAGAUCGCGCAGCACGAGCGGAAAGACUGGAUUUACACACUAAAGCAGCUGGCUGACUCAUCAUCUAGCAUUGAUCUAGAACAGCUUGAGCAGUUUGUUCCGCGCAAGUGUGGUGAAAGCCACAAGCGAUUGCAAUUCUCGCGCAGUCCGGACGUGUUCUGCUUUCAUCUCAAUCGAAAGGUUUACAGGAAGACUGGUGGAGCAGUUAAGCUCGAAACCUACGUGGAGUUUCCUUUGGAGCUUGACAUGAGUGUCUAUUGUCAGUAUGAGUUGGAUUGUGACGGUGGCGUUAAGCAAAAAGUGGUCAGUGGCGCCUCACGAUCGACAGCUCGACGGUCUGGAGUUUCCUCGCUAACCCGUAGCGAGGCCAGUAAGCAACAACAUUUGUUGUACGAUUUGGCAGCGGUCAUUUUACACCAUGGUAAUGAACGGAGCGGCCAUUUCACAGCGUACCGCCGCGCCGGUCCAUCGCAGUGGUUUUUUGUCUCCGAUGAGACGGUACGUGAGGUUUCUGUCACCGAUGUGUUAAGCAGCUGUGCGUACAUGCUCUUUUACGAGCGCAAAUUCCGGACCAAGAGGAUAACACGCAGUUCUGAAACUGAAGAAACCACCGAUGACGACGACAGUUUGCCGGAUGUACCCUUCGAACCUCACCUGCUACUGUCGAAUGGCCGCUAUUGA